UUUGUUUUGUGCAGGGUAUUUCAGAAGAGUGGAUCCGGCCCGAAGAACGGGGAACAGUAUGGGGCACCGUUUAUUGAGGAGGAAUGGGAGGAUGAUGAUGCUGUUUUUGUUCCCGGACAAGAUUACCUCCCAGAUGAGGUGGUUGUUGGUGAAGAUGCAUUUGUAGAAGUGAAUGACAUUGACCAGAAGUUUGACAUCGAUGUUCCUUACGAGAAUGCUUCUGCUACAUUUAACUUCUACUACGGGGAAUCAAGCAACAAUGCUGAAUCAGGCAACAAUAUUGAAUUGGGCAACAAUGUUGAAUCUGACUACUACAUUGAGCAGACUGGGGUAGUUGCUGAAGGUGAUCAAAAACCUAUAAUUGACAUGGGUAAUACUGCUUGGACUGCCGAAGAUAAUCAAAAGCCUUUAAUUGGCACAAGAGAAAUCAGAUAUGAUAGAAGGGUUGCCAGAAAUAACUAUUUGCUUGAUGAGCCAUACAUGGAUGCACCAGAAAAUCUAUGUGGCAGUGAUGAAUUCCUGGAAAGCUAUGAUCUUUAUGUCAAGUAUCCGUUCCUCAAGCAGGCCAGUCAAGUGCUGAGCAAUAUACCUGCUCCUCCUGCAUUUGCUUGUGAGUUCCCAACAAAAGAUGCUGCUCUUCGGCUAAAUACUGCUGCAGAAUCUUCUGGUUCUGUUCAUGUUACUGCCGGUAUGAUCAGAAUAACAAAUAUGACUCUAGCCGGCAAUCAGAUGGCUUGGUCAUUUAACAAGAAUGGGGAUAUCAACAUCGUUUUUUCUCUCGGCCUGUCUCAAGAAAAUGCUGGGUUGGUGCCAAUGGCUAAUGUUCUGUCUGACAAGCCAGGAUCCAUCGGAUCAAGGGGCCUGUUAUUCUUAAUGUUUUUCUGGGUUCUAAUACUCUCUGUAAGUUUUAAGGUUGGGACCUGUGUUUACUCCAGGUAAUGUAGUAGGAUCAAUUAAUGAGGUUCACGAAAAUGAGCCGAAUAAGGAAAAAUCGAAAGAAGAAAACAUUGACAGGGGGCUGUUUGGGGGGUAGACCCUAAUAGGAUUGACUGGCGGGGGAUGCUGCUGCAAUUUGUUGUUUAUUUUGGUUUUUGUUUAUGCUGACUCUACCCAACUGAUAUCUGGUAUCUUAUACCUUUAUUUUUGUUGUAAUCUUUACAAAUAGUGUAUCAGGAUGCUAGUUAAAAUUCUCUUUGGCAGCUUCUUAUAUAUGUAGAGUAUACGUUGAAGUUAUUGUACUUGGAAACAUUUUUGUUGGUUA
This is a messenger RNA of Carica papaya (papaya), 1261 nucleotides long. Lineage: Eukaryota; Viridiplantae; Streptophyta; Magnoliopsida; Brassicales; Caricaceae. The record is from RefSeq and is a predicted model, not a curated record.